Pseudogymnoascus verrucosus is the source of this 645-nucleotide messenger RNA. RefSeq lists its product as uncharacterized. Gene Ontology annotation, molecular function: acyltransferase activity, transferring groups other than amino-acyl groups. The record is from RefSeq and is a predicted model, not a curated record. The transcript has 3 exons. The coding region runs from base 1 to 645 and encodes 214 amino acids. Lineage: Eukaryota; Fungi; Ascomycota; Leotiomycetes; Thelebolales; Thelebolaceae.
AUGGCUUUCUCAAACUUUAAGGUCGUUCCCUGCGAACUGUCAGAUAUGACUGUGUGCGCAGACAUAUUUGACGAAGCGUUCGCCGACGACCCAGCCAUAAUAUACCUCUAUCCUCGGUCUGACCCGAAGGUACUGAAGGAGAAAUCGAUACAGAAUUUUGAGAAGAGCUUCACAGCACCUGGAGUGAAGUAUUUCAAGGUUGUACUUGAAGAUACAGGCGAAAUUGUUGCUUUUAGCAAGUGGGUAUAUCCUCAUACCCCCGAUCCGAACGCCGAAGACCCCGAAACGGCCAUACGAAUGCAGCAGCACGUACCAGGAUCAAAUGAGGAAUUGGUUGUCGAGUUCUUUACCAAAUUUCUCCGGGGGAGAAGGAAGUGGGUUGUGCCUGAGACGCAUUACUUCAUGAGCAUUCUGGCCGUGCGACCAGAAUACCAAAGAAAGGGGCUCGGUUCUAUGCUCUUAACCCCUGUGUUGGAACAGGCUGACAAGGAAAAUGCAAAGGCUUUUGUCCAGGGGAGUGUGCAGGGGGUAGGGAUGUACCUCAAGCAUGGCUGGGAGGAGGUAGAUGAGAUUUUGAUGGAUUAUAGUCCUUAUGGAGGAGCAAGUGACGUUAAAACUGCACUUCUGGUGAGGGAGCCUAGAUAA